Messenger RNA from Triticum turgidum subsp. durum (durum wheat), 2238 nucleotides. The record is from the annotation of a GenBank genome assembly. Lineage: Eukaryota; Viridiplantae; Streptophyta; Magnoliopsida; Poales; Poaceae.
AUGGACAAAGACUGCCCCGGUGAUCCAUGGCAGUGCUUCACCAAGAGGGUAGGAGAAAGACUAAGAGGGCAGAUUUUUCGAGUCAAUGCUCUUAUGGUGGUUAUGGGCAUCUUGAUGGGGUUCAUGGUCGGGAUAGGCACCUAUGGCCAUCGCUACCGGCACAUUCCAUUGAUCCGUUUCCUCUUCCUGGCUGCCACCACAUUGUUCCUGCCCAUUGUCUCUUAUAUUGUCUCUUCCAGUGAUUUAGACAAUUACAAGUCAACCACCAUUUGGACGGAGACCAUAGUCGUAGUGAAUUGUAGUGCAGGAGCACACAUCAUCUAUGUCCUUAUAUGGACGGCUCUUGUUCUGAAUGUUGGUAUAAAUACCACUGCACUAGUUGCCGCCGAUGCUAGAGAAGGUCGAAGCAUUCCUCCCAAUAUGACGCUACUUAUCCAAGCAAUGUGGACCUCCUACCUAGGGAUACACAUCUGCAUUGUAAGUGGUCCCCCACCUGAGGUGAUAUUAUUUCUUCUUGGACCGUUUGGUGUUAUAUUUGCCAAAUUAGUUCUGAAGUGUUAUGCAUGGUACAUAGCUACACAAUCAUUAGCCUUUGGACGCAAUGCUCGUCUUAUUGUUGGAUACAUGGAGCAGCUAGCAAGUGAGCAUAUGCCUCCACUUAUAGUUACUGGAGAGCACACCAUGCAGAUACAGGAGAAGCCUUGUGGCUACCAAUUAAAGUCGAUGUCCUACAGAUUAAGAGAUGAUAUGUACCACAAGGGCUUAGUGACCUUUGACAAAGUUUGGCAGUUGAAUGACACACUUCUGAGAUCAAAAUCACCACAGCUGAAAGAACUAUGCUUUUCAUUCGCAUUAUUUAAACUGCUACGGUGUCGAAUUGCAAGGUACACAAUUACUGAGGUUGGUUUCAUCAAGGGCAGUAACUUCUUACGACAAAUCUUGCUUGAGGAUAAUGAUGGUGAAAGAGUACUUGCGGUGAUUGCACAUGAGCUCUCGUUUCUCCAUGACUAUUAUUAUUCAUCACUCCCAAUCAUAUAUUCAAAGAGUUGGCUGCCAAUCGUGAGUGGUUCCAUUUCACUAGUAAGCAUAUGUUACUGCUUGUUAGCCAUAAUUUUUAUUGCUGCCCAGGGGAAUGUAUCUGAGAUAGGGCAGAUUAUAUGUGAUGCGUACGGCAAUGCUUUUUCUAAUUCUGAUGCAGAUUCAAUAUCUUUUGGAAGUAUAUACUUUGAUAUCAUACCAUUGUAUAUACUUGCUGCACUAGUUAUACUUGCCGAGGUGAGGGACAUUGCAUUUUACAUCCGCUCUAACUGGAUGAAAGUUGCCUUGAUAUGUCAAUAUGUGAAGCAUGGUUCCUGGCGACAAUCGGCUACCAUCCAGAGAUGUGUUGGUUGUGUGCUACGGAGCAAAGGCAAGUUGAUAAGGAAUUGGGAGGACAAAAUGGGCCAGUCCUUGAUUUUGGUGCUCCACCCAAGCAAAACUCCGAUGGCUCUUCUUCGGCAUCUCAUUCAUUUGUCAGGCCAAAAUACGAAGAUACCAAGUGCAGUCAAAUCUGCUAUUGUCGGUGCAUUGAGAAAAUGCUACGAGACAGGGCAAAUCAAUGGUGAUGUGCCCUCUUUCCAAAGGAUCCUACAUCUGCAAGGAGACGACAAGAUCAUUUGGACAUUUGGGGAAAGAGGUACAGCUGAAAUCAUGCUGGUGUGUCACAUUGCUACCACAAUCCUUGGAGCAAGGUUACCAACACAUCAACCUCCAUCAGACACUGACCAUAUCUCUGCUGCAAAUCAUAUAUCGCAAUAUUGCGCCUACCUGGUGGCACACUAUCCUGAGCUACUACCUGAAGAUGCUGAAUGGUGCAAGAGCUUGUACAAGGCCGUUGAGAAAGAUGCCAAGCGUGUACUCAUUGGCAAUGAUUCGAGGGAGUCAUGGAUGUCUGAAGUUGAGUACCGGAGGAGGUUGAUUCAGUUGCUAAGCGCAGAGCGUAACCAUGAGGUGCUCAAGGAUGGCGCGAGGCUUGCAGAGCAAUUGGCUGAAGAAGGGGAGGAGGCAGCUUGGAAGGCCCUGGCUGCGUUUUGGUCGGAGAUGAUCCUGUAUGUCGCUCCGUCGGACAACAUCGACGGUCAUAUGAAGGCGAUAGCCCGCGGCGGCGAGCUGAUAACCCUCCUGUGGGCUUUGGUCACCCACCUCGGCAUCGUCGGCAGGUCAGACAACACCACUGAUGCUGCUACCGUUGAUGUUUAA